Messenger RNA from Ylistrum balloti, 1554 nucleotides. RefSeq lists its product as uncharacterized. Bases 1 to 1554 code for a protein of 517 amino acids. The record is from RefSeq and is a predicted model, not a curated record. Gene Ontology annotation, biological process: positive regulation of DNA-templated transcription. Gene Ontology annotation, cellular component: nucleoplasm; chromatin. Lineage: Eukaryota; Metazoa; Mollusca; Bivalvia; Pectinida; Pectinidae. The transcript has a single exon. Gene Ontology annotation, molecular function: zinc ion binding; ubiquitin-protein transferase activity.
AUGCAGUCUGCCAGGUCAACACAAGGCUCCCUGACGCCCAUUCUAGAGAGAGCAUGCGUAGUCCAUUCGAACAAGAAGAUAGCCGUGGUGUGCACGACUUGUAGCAACGAGUUUAUCUGCACGAAGUGCAUCAGUACCGUCCACCGUGGCCAUAACUAUCUCGACCUUGAAGACUUUCUCGACUCAAAGAAACAGGAUAUCUCAGAAUUUCUAGAUCUUGAAGAUAUUGGCAGCAAAAUUGCUACGAAACACGAACAAAUUGAAAAACUUGCGGAAACAAUAUCAGAGAACCGACUUCGAACAGACAGAGUUAUACAGGAGGUAAAAACCCGAGCGGUUGAAUUAAAGGGUGAAAUCGACAAAAUAACUGCAGAUUUCAUUCGGGAAUGUAAGGUUCACGGAAGUAAGAAUCUGAAUAGUCUAGAGAAACUCGAACAGAACCUGACGCGCCAAUUAGCUUGUCUCAAGGCGGCCGCCAUUAGCCAUCAGAACGUGCCGCUCGACUCAUCUCCGUUUGAUGAUAUGCUGCGGAGAGAUUCCCUUAAGGACGAAUCGUACACCGACAUUCCCACUCUGACGUCAUUGGUCUUUAUCAAACAAGACGAACACUCGACUAUCUUAAGAACCUUGUUCGGGUCACUACGAUGCAUCAGUGCGUACGGUCCUGACGUAGUGAGCUUGCCAUUAGGUAAAUCCACCGUAAAAAAGGCACCAAGCAAUGGUCGAGUGCUCGACACACUGACUGGCGUUGCGGACGGGAAGCACGUGCAAGCAAUAUUUCCUUGUGACGACGAUUCAGCAUGGCUCGUCCCGGGCAAAAGCCAUCGUGUAAAAUUAACGACAAGAAAAGGCGAGGUCAUCCAAACCAUCACGCUCGAGAGAGGCGUUGUCAUCAAUGAUGUCAUGCGCACUGCCGAUAAGUACUUGACGACGGUUUGCUGUGAUGAUGGUUCCGUACGUCAAAUUUUGCCGAGCGGCAGGUCCCAAAACCUUUUCUCUACUGGAAUCAACAUCACAAAUCUUUGUGAACUGUCAGCUUCCGGUUACUUCAUCGCGUGUCACUCCAUCCAGCGGAAACUUGUAAAAUACAACCAGAGAGGGGACGCGAUAGAAACGGUGGACAGAGAUGCGUACGGUGUUCGCCUCUUUACUAAACCUGUUCGUGUUCGUCUGAACAGAAAUAAUGGCGACAUUGCCGUAGUAGAGUGGUCGUCUCCCGAACACGUGAUCAUCAUGAACGAUAAACUACAGGUGAUAUCUCGAUUCUUCGGUGAUUCAAAACGACGUCAUUCCUACGGUACCUACGGAUCAUUUAAAGGUCAAGGAUCAAAGGAGAAAGGUCAUUUCGACCCAGCUGACGUAAUCUUCACGAAGAACAACCACAUAGUCAUAGCCGACGUAUGGUCCAAUUCUCUUGUGAUGAUUGAUAGAAAUGGAAAGAAACUGAAAACUUCGUUCAAAUUUAACUUCCAGCCCCUGUGCCUGGGUUUACAACCUAACGGAGACUUAUGGGUUGGUUCACACGACGGUCACGUGCAGAUCAUGAGAUUCUGA